This is a messenger RNA of Sinocyclocheilus grahami, 2202 nucleotides long. Its product is annotated as inositol polyphosphate 5-phosphatase K-like. Lineage: Eukaryota; Metazoa; Chordata; Actinopteri; Cypriniformes; Cyprinidae. Gene Ontology annotation, cellular component: endoplasmic reticulum; ruffle; plasma membrane. Gene Ontology annotation, molecular function: inositol bisphosphate phosphatase activity; phosphatidylinositol-4,5-bisphosphate 5-phosphatase activity; phosphatidylinositol-3,4,5-trisphosphate 5-phosphatase activity. Gene Ontology annotation, biological process: phosphatidylinositol dephosphorylation; negative regulation of phosphatidylinositol 3-kinase/protein kinase B signal transduction; negative regulation of peptidyl-serine phosphorylation. Bases 181 to 1248 code for a protein of 355 amino acids. The transcript is spliced from 12 exons. The record is from RefSeq and is a predicted model, not a curated record.
UGCACUGUUCUGUUGAGUGAAGUAAGUUUGCGUGUAGAUUCACACACUCCCUCUCUCAUGUAAAUACAGUGCACAGCUCGUGAUGUUACGGGAUAUUUUUUGUCUCCACUAAUUGUUUAACACCACAGAGACUUUGAGACUGCGGAAGCGAAGACAACGAGGUUUAGCAGGUUGGAGAAGAUGGAGGACGAUUUGUCACAGGCUUUGAAUUCUGUCAGUCUGGAGCAGAAAGACAGCAAGAUGGACACUUUUGGGCUGUACGUCGUCACGUGGAAUGUGGCCACAGCUGAGCCUCCUGACGAUGUGAACUCUCUGCUUCAGCUCAACUCCCCGAAGAAAACUGACCUCUAUGUGAUCGGGCUGCAGGAGGUGAAGGCUGCACCUCUCAAGUUUGUCACAGAUUUGGCCUUCGAGGAUUCUUGGAGUCACCUCUUCAUGAACACACUGGCUCCAUUGGGUUAUAUCAAGGUGUCCUCCAUACGGAUGCAAGGUCUGCUCUUGCUUUUCUUUUCCAAGCUGGAGCACGUCCCCUUUAUCAGAGACAUUCAGGUCACUUACACACGCACAGGACUCUAUGGCUACUGGGGUAAUAAAGGAGGCGUGUCCAUCCGUCUGUCCUUCUACGGUCACAUGCUCUGCUUCCUGAACUGUCACCUGACCGCCCACAUGAACUACGCCUCUCAGCGGGUGGAUGAGUUCGAGUAUAUUCUAGAUGCUCAGACCUUUGACACCAAAAACACACCACGCAUUUUGGAUCACAAAGUGGUGUUCUGGUUUGGGGAUUUGAAUUUCCGUAUAGAGGACCACGGGAUGCUGUUUGUAAGGAACUGCAUCACCAGCCAGCGUUAUAAUCUUCUUUGGCCUAAAGAUCAGCUCACCAUGAUGAAGCAGAAGAAAGCUACUUUGCAGAAGUUUGAAGAAGGACCUCUUGACUUUCAGCCCACCUAUAAAUUCGAUUUGAACUCCGAUAACUAUGACACAAGGGUACAGAAGACAUGGUUUGGUUUUAAUAAAAUCUGGGUGAAGGAUGACCAGGUGUCUUUCACUGAUGAGCUCUUUCAAGUUUAUGUGAACAAAGAUGAAAUCCCUGUUCUUGGGGGAGAAUGUGUGCUGUGCUAUUACAGCAGCAACUUGCAGUGCAUUGUGGGUAUUAGUCAACCUUUUAAGGUGCAGGAAUCCAGAGCGGCGAUUGAAGAGGGUUUAGUGCCUGAAAAUAUCAACGGACUAGAUGAAACAGUAUCCAGUUAAGACCAGGUUUAAAGUGCACGUUGGUUUAUACGCUGUCAUAUGCAGCUCAGAUGUCAAACCAAACAUGCCUGCGAAUUCAAACAAGUGCAAUUUUAAUCCAAAAUUGAUUUGAGGUUUUACUGGUAUGUGAUACAGUGUAUACAGUGUUUUUUUUUAUCCAAGAAAUAUUACAAAUUAAAGCCAGUAUAUUUUAAAUCGCAGCCAGUUGAUGGGACCAGUCCCAAAUCGAUUGUGGUAUCUUAAGUAAGCACAUUUAAAUUUGUACUGUAAUCAUUGAAAUCGAUUCUAAAAAGUCUUUCAAAAAAGGUUGUUACAAAUUAAGAAAAUCAUACCCAUAAUGUAUAUUAUUUAAUUCAUUAUUUAAUGAAUAAAUUCACAUUACAGCCUUACUAUUACCACAUUGUCUCAAAACAUUCAGUAUACAUUUAUCUUGUAAAAAUUUUUAUAAACAAAAUGUUUUAUCAGUCUACUGUACUUCAGAAUUUGAGUGUUUAUGGUUACUGCUACUGUUGUCCUUGCGUUCUCAUUCCGUUCAAACUUAUGCAGUCUGUUACACUGUCAAGAAAAGGCUGCAUUUGCACAAUUUAUUUGAGUACUUUUAUGGCACGUUUACUUUGUGGAUCUAUUUAUGUCUAUAACUCAUGCUGAAGUGGUAUUAUAAUAAUAUUUGUGUCUCACUGAAAUUGAGUGUGAAUAACUGAAGGAUGUGCAGAAAUGACCAAGUGUAUUUUGUGGUCAGUACAGUUUGAUCUAACUUUCAUGUUAAGUAUAAGCAGACCGUGCUUAAACAUAUUUGUCAAAACCAAUUAUGCCCUCUUUUGGCUUAAGAAUGUGCUUUUGUUAUAAUGUUAGACUAAUGCUAAUGUAUAAAUAGAAUGUAUUUGUAUCAAAUUAUAAUGUAUAAAAGGAAAAAAACUGUAAGAAACAAUUCCUCUGUAAAUGAAGAGCUUUUUA